AUGCCACUGAACCACAACAACCACCCAAAAUGGCCAAUUCUACAACCAAAAAGUCUUGAUUUACCGAGAAUACUGGAAAAAUCACACAUCGCCGUAGAAUUUGGACAUUUCACCAUCAAAACUUGGAGGAAUUCCUUCAAGACACUAACAAAAGCUGGAAAACAUACCAGUCUAAAAUUUCAAGGACACGACUUCUUCGUCUUUGGGUUGAACUGGAAGAAUACACCAGUUCAACAAAUUCAAUUCUUCUUGUACUAUUCUACUAACUUGCUCGGCAACCAGGCAAGCGCGAAUGUUCUGGCAACCGGAAAUCGCGACAAUUUCCGGAUCUCCGGGACAUUUGGAAGUCUGACAAUCGGGCAACCAUGGGAAAUGCGUGUUGGAGACGUCCACUCACAGCAAACCCAAUGGAAACAACGACCAAGUCGUUAA
This is a messenger RNA of Caenorhabditis angaria, 432 nucleotides long. NCBI's taxonomy places the organism in Eukaryota, Metazoa, Nematoda, Chromadorea, Rhabditida, Rhabditidae. The record is from the annotation of a GenBank genome assembly.